Messenger RNA from Penaeus vannamei (Pacific white shrimp), 2166 nucleotides. Its product is annotated as sodium- and chloride-dependent GABA transporter 2. Gene Ontology annotation, cellular component: plasma membrane. The record is from RefSeq and is a predicted model, not a curated record. Gene Ontology annotation, biological process: sodium ion transmembrane transport. Lineage: Eukaryota; Metazoa; Arthropoda; Malacostraca; Decapoda; Penaeidae.
CUUGACUCCGUCGGUCAAAGGCCCUCACGAAGGAAGUGUAUCAACAUCUUGGAGAACGAUGGCUGACGUGGAGCUGCAUCCCCUCGAGCCAGGCACUGACGCCUCCUCCCCCCCUCCCGCCUGCCCCGACAAGGAAGGCUGCGACGACGACGGCGACGGCGACGGCGACGAGAAGGCAGAGACAUGGGCGUCGCCGCUGGACUACCUGCCGAUGCUGCUGAGCGUCGUCGUGUGGGAACUGGGCUUCCUGCAAUUUCCGUAUUUUUGGUACAUCAAUGGCGGAGCAUUCCUCCUGUUGUAUGCUCUCCUGCUGGUCCUCCUCGGGAUUCCUCUCCUGCUGCUGGAGUCCUUCAUCGGGCAGUUCACCUCCUCGAACUGCAUAGAGGUGUUCUCCUUCAUCCCUGCAUUCAAAGGCAUUGGCUAUUCACACGGACUGUUUCUCCUGUUGAUGACGCCAUACAUGGUUGUAUACACAAGCUACUCGUUGUUCCACCUGGUGUAUUCGUUCAUAAGCAUCGAACAGUGGAACUUGUGCGGUGGAGAGUGGGACUCGGAAGGCUGUGUUCCUGAGGUCACGGAUAUGUGGAACAAGACAGAGAAUUAUCUUGACUUUCCAUCUUUAGCUCUGGACAUGCCGUGGCGUUUUCUCCCAGCCGUCUUCGUCACGUGGGUUGUCAUCUUCUUCGCCCUCUUCGGCGGGGUCAGGGUCCUUGGGAAGCUGAUGUGGGUCACUGCUGGGACGUCCAUUGUACUGCUCCUGGCACUGUUCAUCCGCGGAGCCACACUGUCGGGGGCGUGGCUCGGUGUUGGCGAUCUCUUCCGGUUGGAGUCAUACAUGCUGACUGACAUUCGGACUUGGACAUAUGUCGUCAACCGAGUCUUCAACUCCCUCAACUUGGGUAUUGGCAUCACCACGACCAUGGCCUCCUACAACAAAGUCCGCCACAACGUCGUGAGGGACGUUUUGGUGGUGUCAGCUGUCAAAGUGGCCUUGGAAAUCGUCGUCGGCUUAGCAGUGAUUUGUCUGCUGCAAUACUUGGCGGAUCGGAUGCAGCUGCCGCUCAUUGACGUCGUCGACAUGGGCCUUUAUCUCGCGUACAAGACGCUGCCCGCUGUCUUCUCUCUGAUGCCUCAGCCGCUGUUAUGGACCUGUGUUCUCUUCGUGUUGGUGUUCUUCCUGUGCAUACCUUUCAUGGUGGUGUCCGUCCAGGUGCUGCUCGAGUGCCUCCUGACCCUCCUCCCCCCCCGGUGGCGACGCCGGCGCUGGCCGCUGCUGCUCGCCGUCUGUGGCGCCGGGUUCCUGCUCUCCUCGCUCUGCUGCUUCGAGCCUGGCCGUUACAUCAACAACAUGAUUGACUGGGGACUUGGCAUAGUUGGACCCAAGAUUUUAUGUCUACUCGUGGUCAUCAUCUUUGCAUACGUCUAUGGAGCGGGAAGCAUCGCGAGGGACGUGGAGAUGACGAGCAACAAGACCAUUUCUUAUUACUUUUACUUCACGUGGAUUUCUGUCACGCCUUUGAUAUUGGUAAUCUUGUCAGUUGGAUUAUCGACCUACAUUUUUGACUUCUAUAUACCUCCGCUGACCAGAGUGGUUGCCUGCUACUUCUUGCCGGUCGUAGUUAUCUACAGCCUCUGCUACGUCUUCCGUGACGACUGCUGCAAGAAAUUACAGUUCAAAGCGAAGCCGUGGGGUCCGCGGGCGGCGGGUGACAGGGCCGCGUGGAAGCGGUUCUGCUCUGAGCAUCCUGUGCGCAACAGCCUCGUCCACCGAACCUUCUAGAAGCUUUGCCUCUUCCAGGGGCCCGAUGACCCCAGGGGGACCUGUGGGAUAAUUUUCUACCUGUUUGUCAUAUCCUCGGCAGCAGAUCUAGAAGGGAAUUGGGGAAUGUGUGAGUCUACGAGGAUUAGAAAUGGCUGAGGGCUAGGAUGAUACGAUCACCUUAUAUGGUAUAUUGAACCUAGCUCGACCCGAGGCUGUCGGGGUCAACGCCUGAAGCCUGUGUUACAACUUUUGAGUCGUAAGUUUCUCUGUUUUAUCUCAAGAGCUUCGUGUUGGUCAGUUGGAUAUGAAGCCACAUAUCCACACACACGCACACGCACACGCACACGCACACGCACACGCACACGCACACGCACACGCACACACACGCACACGCACACACUCAC